Molecule: messenger RNA, 1245 nt
Organism: Enterobius vermicularis (human pinworm)
Lineage: Eukaryota; Metazoa; Nematoda; Chromadorea; Rhabditida; Oxyuridae
Source: the annotation of a GenBank genome assembly
GUUAAAAUACGGUCCAGCGAUGUGGUGUUCACAAAUGAACCGUGCAGACAACAGGAAGGAGAACUGAAAGGAAUCAGAGGAGAUCCAUCCCGUUAUAAGCAAUGCGGUCCCCACGGUACUUUCUGGAUUAUACCCUGUUUACCAGGAUUGGAAUUCGACAGGACCGACAAUGUCUGUCGAAAUCCGCGAAGCGAACUGUCACCAAACGGUGUUGAGGAUGCAACUUCGUUCGAAGGGCUUACCAAAUUUCAGAGCACAGACGUUGAUAAAUCAUUUCCAACGUUAGUCACAAAAGUGCCAACCACAGCACAACCAAGAGUAACACCACGACGAGUUUCUGAAGCCUUCAUUUUUACCUCAUCACGGCCAAAUAAUACUAUAGCAGAAAAACUAUUACUGCUUGAAAAGCUUAAAAAUUAUGCCUUCCUUCCACCUGGACGAACAAUUACAAUCAAAGAAGAAUGGGAUUUUGAUCAAAAAACUGGAAAAGAAGAGCAGAAUACGUUAAAAACGACAACUAAACAAAAAGUUCAAGAAACGAGUGGUCUGAAUAUUAUAAAAACUGGGACCACUGCAAAAAUGACAACAGUAAAUCGCCCUUCAGAUGAUAUUUCGACCACAAAGACAACCACGGAAGCUACAACGUUCAAAAUUUCUCGUACAACAACAUAUACUUUGCCGCCAGAUAUUUAUCGGACCAUUUACGAGACUAAAACAGAAGCAUUAGAAGAAACGUCAACCGCUACCUCACUGCUAGAGCUAAUUGAUAAAGCGAAUUCGAGAGUUUGGGCUUCGGUAACACAGUUACCAACGUCUGAUCCUAUUUAUCUUGCCAUAAAAAAAGGUUCACAACAGUCUAAAAUUGAUAACUCUAAAAGUACGUAUCGGCCGAUGCAAACAAAAACAACCAAAGUUUUGAGCGGUUGUCGUGUCGGACAACGAUGCUACAAGGACGUCAAUGAGGUCAUCCUCGAAUUACUUUGUUAUCAUCCACAUUAUAAAGAGGCCUAUUUACAAUGUUCCCCAGCUGGUCAUUCUCGAAAUGCAUGGACUGAACGUUGGUGUCCUGAUCCACUAAUCUUUGCCGGAGACAGAUGUGAACUUGAGCAAUCUAAGACUUCCGACAAAGUUGAAGAAAUUACCGAUGCAAAACCAAUUUCUUCACCGCCGUCAUAUUUAACACCAAAAAUACCGCAAACAGCUGCCACUAAUCCAAACAUCGUCGAUUACAGUGAUAUAAGGUAA